AUGGCGACCCCAACGUCGUCGGCCGACGAACCGAGAUUAAUUGUCGGAGUUGACUAUGGGACAACGUUCACCGGCGUUGCCCACGGUCACACCGGCUCCAAAACCGUCGAAUCCAUCCAAGUUGUUAAUUCAUGGCCGGGGCAAGGCAAUACAAAUGAAGACAAGACCCCUUCUCAAAUCGCAUAUGGAUCAGGAGACGAUUUCCCAAAUGGCUUCAGAUGGGGCUCUGAUAUACCUAUUGACAAAAACCUUGUUCGUCAUGUCUGGGUUAAGCUUUUGCUUAAUUCGCCCUCGACGGCAAAUGAUGGUGCCAACAUGAAUGCCGACCCUACCUUCGCGAACAAGCCAACCAUAAAGCCCCCAUCUGGUUAUAUGGCCUUGCCUCCUGGUAAAACGGCUAUAGAUGUUGUUUCAGACUAUUUAUCGGGGGUAUAUGCUCACACACUCGUUCGAUUAUCCCAACACUAUGGGAAGGAGUAUGUCGAUGUGACACCGAUAGAAUUUGUCCUAACAGUCCCUGCGAUCUGGAGUGACAAAGCGAGGAACUUGACGAAGGAGGCAGCGAAACGAGCCGGAUUUGCUUCUCGAAAGGAUGAUAGGAUCAAGCUCGUCAGCGAGCCAGAAGCCGCUGCGAUUUAUACAAUUAAAUCCACUUUUGACUCGACAAGGAACGCUAGCCAAUUGCAGGUUGGCGACUCCUUUGUAAUGGUCGAUGCUGGUGGCGGUACUGUGGAUUUGAUCACUUACGAAGUUGUUCAAACGGAACCCGAACUCAAAAUCGCGGAGAAGGUUGUCGGAAGCGGUGGAAACUGUGGCAGUACUUUCAUCGAUUCUCACUUCCAAGAAUUACUACGAAAGCGGCUCGCAGAUGCAGGGUCAGGAGCUAUCCCACUCUCGAAACGGGGACCAGGCAGUAAACUUAUGAAAGAAUUCGAAACUGUGAAACGAGCUUAUGGUUCCGGCGACCCUCCAAACACGAAGCCGCGAUACCUUACUCUAAAUGUUCAAGAUAAUCCAAAGGCGAAAAUCGAGGACGGAGAAUUCGAACUCUCAGACGAAGAAAUUAAGGAAACCUUCCGACCGAUCGUUGACGAGAUCAUCGCUCUCGUCAAUGGCCAAAUAACCGAAGUCUACAAACAGGGCGGAAAGGUCAAGCAUAUUUUGCUUGUAGGAGGCUUCGGGGAGUCCGAUUAUUUAUAUAAAACAUUAUCUAAAUUUGCUUGGGGUCCGUUCGGUCAGAUCGAUGUAAUCCGCCCAGCUUCUGCCUGGUCAGCUGUUGCUAGAGGCGCGGUUCUGUGGGGAUUGCAGGGCGAUCUUGUCGUCGAUAAGAGAAGAUGUCGAAGGCAUUACGGAACCGAAUUACUGAAGCACUUCGACCCAAUGAUUCACUCUGAGCUUGAUGCCAUGAUCUCAACUUUCAGCGGCUUGAAGAUGGCGAAGAAUCAAAUAAGUUGGAUUAUCAAUAGAGGAGAUAAUACGGACAGUAAUAAACGUUUCCGCCUAUCGUGCGUCACGUCAUUCAACCGGGGCGAGAAACUCAUUCACACUACACAGCUCGUUGCUUGCGACUCUGAUGAACCGGCGAAUAACUUGAGGGACAAAGAGGUUUACGAUCUUUGUCUUCUGACAGCUGAUCUCUCCGAGGUCCCAGAGAGAGAAUUUGACGAAUGUCAGAUCGGAAACAAUACAUUCUUGAGAGCAGAAUUCUCCAUCGAGAUGACUUUCCUUCCUGCCGAUAUUCGGUUCGAAACAUGGUUCAAGGGUAAAUGUUAUGGUGCUUUGUACCAGGACGAAGCCGACCUUCUCAAGAUCAAGAAUCUCGAUCUGAAUGCUCUAUGGAGCGGGAAGAAUGAAACAAGGGAGACAUCGAGAGUGGAGAAGAACAAAUUCCAGCAAGCUUUGGAUGAGGGAACCGACCCAGAUCACUUAACGGAUGAGACAGUCCGGUAUUGGAGUGACUUCAACCGACUAUUUUACCAUCCUCGAUCGUCGAUUCAGUAUAAUGAAUACGAACAUGCGAACCCGUUAACCCCCUUCGAUUCUUUCGAUCUAGGCUCCCAGCUAUUCGAGUCUUCCGACAAGGAGGAGGAUAUCCUCGAUAGACAAUUUCGAGUCUUUGCCGAAGAAUGCGACCUGAUGCAAGGAUUACAAGUCUUGACAACGGUUGACGAUGCAUGGGGUGGAUUUGCAACAAGUUACUUGAACAACCUUCGAGACGAGUAUCCAAAGACCACUAUUUGGACAUGGGCUUUGGAACGGUCAAAAAAUUCAACCAGGGACCGUGUGUUGUCGAGGACUGCUGCUUCUAUUCAGUCGUUAAUCGGGAUGUUACCCUCUUGCACAACAUACAUCCCAAUCAACAUCCCACGGCCUUCGCUGAAACUGCCUGGUUAUGUAAAGGGGUAUGAACCGACAUCCUCGUGGAGGACUUCGGCGUUGAUAGCUGCAGCGUUGGAAACAAGCAUUCUGCCCAGCAGACUAAAGGCUGCAGGUUCACGGAGAACCCUAGCAGAAGUUUCAACGCUGCUUAAUGCGAAUGGGAACCAGCAGAUAUCAACUCUCCGUCUCAACGCUCUGAGCGAAAAUCCUGCAAAAAGCAAGACUGCAGAUCCUAUAAAAUUUUUCACCGACCCGGUCGACCUUUCCUGGGGAGGGACGGAAAAGCAUAUCUUCGCAGGGCUUGAAGUCCUCCGAGGAAUAGAGAAGAGCCACGACAGUCUCCAGAAUCCUGAUGAAACCAUAAAAGACUCAAGAGAAAGUCAAUGUUACUCGGAUUUACGAUUUCCAACGCUAUCGAGUUUCCCCGAUAUAUUUGAGGAACAGAACAAUCCUGAUAAAGGGUUAGGUUUGGGGACCGCAUUGAGAACAUCGUCGUCAGUUGUUGAGCACUUAAAAGCAUCACAGUCACUAGCGAAUCGUAUAAUUCCUAUGGAUGAACGCGAGACGAUAACUAAUGGAUUGGGAGAGUUGUAUGAGGCUUAUGAAGAGGGAUGGGAUAGCGAUUCUGAUGAUUUCUACGAUUAA
Messenger RNA from Orbilia oligospora ATCC 24927, 3024 nucleotides. RefSeq lists its product as uncharacterized. Gene Ontology annotation, molecular function: ATP binding; ATP-dependent protein folding chaperone. The coding region runs from base 1 to 3024 and encodes 1007 amino acids. The record is from RefSeq and is a predicted model, not a curated record. NCBI's taxonomy places the organism in Eukaryota, Fungi, Ascomycota, Orbiliomycetes, Orbiliales, Orbiliaceae. The transcript is spliced from 17 exons.